AUGAUAUUUCAUUCCCAGAAUGCCACAGGAGGAGCCUCACGAGACACUAAUCAGCCUGCAGACUCAGAGAGCAGGAAUGAACUGGAGGAAGGGGGCGUGGCCUGUUCCGUGAUAGUGUGUGACAUCGAUCCAAAAGUUCCAGGUGUGAGGGAUGGAAAGAAUGAUCCCUGGUCAUGUGACAGCUCUGCAUCUUCCUCUGACAGUGAGGAUGAUGAAGAAGACAAGAAAAAGAAGAAAAAGCUGAAGAAGAAAAGAAGCAAGAAGAAUUCCCUUCUUAUGCAAUUAGGGGAAAGGGCUGGAGGGCAGAACCAACACGCACACCCACAGAAAAAGAAGUCCAGCUCAUCUUCCUCAUCAUCAUCUUCCUCGUCAUCCUCAGACAGGGACAGCAGUGAGGAUGAAAAGAAGAAAAAGAAGAAAAUGAAAAUCAGCGAGACUGCAGAGCCGGGGAUUCUCACAGGUCUGGAGGGAAACACUGAAUUAACUCCUGCAGGAGAAACUAAAGGAGACGAGGAGAAGAAAAAGAAGAAAGACAAAGAUGCAGCUGCAAUCACUUCAGACAGUGAGAAUGAAAAGAAGAAGAAGAAGAAGAAGAAGAAGCAGAAGAAGGAUAAGAAAAAGAAGAAGAAGGAUUCCAGCUCAUCUUCCUCCUCAGACAGUGAGGAUGAUCACAAGAAGAAAAAGAAGCAAAACCAAGAAGAAGAAGAGGAAGACUCCAGCUCCUCUUCAUCAUCCGACAGCAGCUCCUCAUCCUCCUCAGACAGCGACAAUGACAAGAAGAAGAAGAAAGAGUCAUCUUCAUCAUCGAGUAGCUGUUCAUCAUCAUCUGACAGUGAUGAUGACAAGAAGAAGAAGAAGAAAGUAAAGGAUUCUUCUUCAUCUUCAUCAUCAUCAAGUAGCUCCUCAUCUUCUUCUGACAGCGAUGAUAAGAAAAAGAAGCAAAAGAAAAAGAAGAAAGCAAAAUCAGCUGAUAAGGAUGGAGAAAACUCCUCGCUGAAGAUUGAAGGAGAGUCAGGGGGUUUGGGGUCAUCCGGCACGAGAGAUUACAGCUGUGGCUCUCAGAUUUCUUCAUCUCUAGUUUACUCUAGCCUGCCUUCUGAAACCCUGAGCCGCACAGAGAGCAGCAGCGCCUCCCGCAGGCCUCUGACUGCCAUAGAGAGCCUGAUGGGACAUCCUCAGAGAAACACACUGGGGACAGACAGAGUCACGACCAGCAGAUACACCUCACACUUCACAUCGUAAGAAACACUUACACAAAAGCACCAUGGCAGUACCAUGUUUUGGGGGGUUUAGAGUGCUGCAGUGAUGACGUAUGUUUGUAUGACUCCUACAUGAUUCUUACAUCACAAAUGUGACCCUGCAGCACAAAAGCAGUGUUAAGUCGCUGGGGUAUAUUUGUAGCA
Messenger RNA from Sinocyclocheilus anshuiensis, 1403 nucleotides. RefSeq lists its product as uncharacterized. The record is from RefSeq and is a predicted model, not a curated record. The transcript has 13 exons. NCBI's taxonomy places the organism in Eukaryota, Metazoa, Chordata, Actinopteri, Cypriniformes, Cyprinidae. Bases 1 to 1242 code for a protein of 413 amino acids.